GUGGACAAAGUGUUUGAGUGAAAACAUCCAAGUUAUCAGUGGACUCUUAUUUUGAAAAGCGUCCACAGGAAGCAGUGCGUUGAGUUUCCUCCAAGGCGACGCAAAAGGAUCGCGGCACUUCUUUUUUUUUGACAGCGGAAAUGAGGAGUCGCCACUUUUUUUUUUUCCGCGUCAACUUCGUGUCUGAAACUUUUUUCUUCUUUUCCUCCUUGUUUGUGCUCCGCGUGCGGACGAGCCGUGGCACGCGCUCACCAUGAGAGAGAGCGCGCUCUUCUUCUUCGUCUUCUUCUUCUUCUUCUUCUCCUCCUCCUCCUCCUCCUUCUUCUCCUCUUCUUCUUGUUUUCCGUGUAGCUCUCUCUCCCUCUCUCGACCGGCCGCCGCUCACCGACGUCGUUUCGCGUUACUUUAGACGCCUCUCGACACAUUUCCGUUAUGCGAGCUCCAGCUGGUUGGUCGGUUGUCGUGCUGCGGUGGGUGCCCGUCCGAGAUAACGGAGAACCAGUGAUUCUCAGCCGGUCUGGUUACUGCAAUGAAUGGUAACACUAUCCAUCCAGCCAACACCACCACAACAGCAGGAGGAGGCCCUGGCGUGGCAGCGCCCCCGAGAGGCUGGAGCGAGUUCUGCGAGCUGCACGCCAUCGCCACAGCCCGGCAGCUGGCUGGACACUACCGGAGCUUUGCCAGAGAGUGGCCACAGCAUGACGUGCUCCCACCAGAGACUUUUUCCAAGCAGUUUACCGACCUCUUCCAGAAGCACUUCUGCUGCGAGGUUGACAAAGAUGGCACUCCGCUCAUACAGAACAGAUGCUCUACCUCUACCGGUAGCGCUCCUUCCACAUCUCCAGCGACCCGUCCCCUUCCAUCACAGCCUGUGACUGGUCGAUCGCGGAUCACAUCUUCGUCAGGAGUGCAGGACUAUCGGGAGGCGGGCCGUCAAAGUGGAGGCGCUGCUCUAUUUGCUUUGGUGCCACCAAAAGUGGAGCCGGUGGUCGUGAGCCGGGACCAGGAACAGCCCCUGCAAUGUGCUGCGGGAAACUCCUUGUCGAGAAACCCGGGGGUGCUGAGAGGGUCAACUCGUAGUGUCGGCGGCGGGUCACUGCUGAUGCAUAGCCAUGGCAACGAGGAGAUCUCUGGCACCAAUCGUCGUCGGCUAUCUGACUCCUCAGCCUCCAACCCUGGACACGCUGACGUCACACACUUCUCUGUCAGUCAGAUCCAGCAGACCGUAAGAAGGCUUUUUAAGAAGCGGCCCCUUCCUAACCCCCCCCCAACCCAGGACCUGUCCUCCAGCAACCCCAACCCCACCACCACCAACAACAACUCCCCAAAUAAUAGUGGCAGAGUGGGCGGGAUUUACUCCACAAAUGAGGAAGUGUCAUCCUCCUCCUCUUCAUCCCACUCUUCCUCUUGUCUGAUCUCUGAAGCCACCCCCCCAGGCGCUUCACAUUGGUCUGUGGCGGGAGUAGCAUCUCACUUCCUGGAUCGUUUACGUUGGUUACACAGCAGAAGCAUGAGGCCGAGGAGGUCAGAGGUGAGCGGCUGCUGUAAAGAGGGCCAAAUGAGGUACUUAUUGGUGGAUGACACUAUCUCAGACUCUCAGCCCUGCUGGCAACGCUGCCGUCUGCUGGUCAGGAGGAUCAGAGACGCUCAAGGCGGAGGAGGAGGAGGAAGAGGAGGAGGGGAGAGGUACCAGUUGGAGCUCUAUGAUCCUCCAAAGGCCUCCAGCCCCAAGCUGACGACUCAGUGUUCUGAUAUCCAAGAAGUCCGUCGAUGCAACCGACUGGAGAUGCCCGACAACUUAAACACAUUUGUUUUAAAGGUUAAUCCAGGUAGUCUGAUAUUUGAGACCGACAACGACCAGCAGGUCAGCUCCUGGACCACAGAGCUGAAAGAAUGUAUCAGCAACAGGUCGGGCAGCGUGGAUCUGGAGCCCCUCCCUUCCCCAGCUGACAGCUCCGUUCCAGCCAAUCGCAGAGGAAGCUCGGCGUCUGCAAGUCAAAUGGCCCCCACCUUCACCCUGCCGGAGCAGGUCGUCCAGAAGACGGAUCACUUCCUCUUCUCCUACCCAUGGUUCCACGGGCCCAUCUCUCGCGUCAAGGCAGCCCACCUGGUCCAGAGCUCUGGACCGGAGGGACACGGCGUCUUUCUGGUACGACAGAGCGAGACGCGCCGGGGAGACUACGUCCUCACGUUCAACUACCAGGGAAAAGCAAAGCACCUGCGCCUCUCGCUGACAGAAUGGGGUCAGUGCAGGGUGCAGCACCUGCGCUUCCCCUCUGUCAUGGACAUGCUCAGUCACUUCCGCCUCUUCCCCAUCCCUCUGGAGUGUGGAGCCGCAGGUGCCGUCACGCUGUCCAGCUUCGUGGUGGCGGGCUCCAGCCCUCCGUCACAGGGUUCGCUCUCAGGCGCCGUCCUGGUCCCGUUCUCCCUCCAUCGCUGGAGCUCUGAGCCCAGCUUGGCUCACUGCAGCCUGGCUCGCAGCUGCAGUCAGGCGCCUUCCUCCUGCUCCACCACCAGCUCCGCUACCACUCCCAGCUCCGUUUCCCAGCAGGGGACCCACCCCUCCGUUCGCGCCAACCCCGUCCCCAACCCUCUCCUGACGGCCCCCGCUCCUCUGCGCCGGAGCGAGUCGGUGGGGAGGCGGCCUCUGCUGCGUCACGCCGCCCCGCACACUCCCAUCAUCCCUCAGCGGGACUCGGACUAUGAGCUGGAGCCUGAGCGGGGCCGCAAGCGGGCAAUAGACAACCAGUACAUGUUGCUGUGAUCUGCUUAGUCGCAUACCUGCAUCACCUCGGAAAGACAGAAGUCACCUGUGAAGCCCACACGCACACACAAACAAUCACACACACACUCACACAUUUGUCACCCCCCCACCCAGCUUCAGCUUCAGGGGGGUGUCAGACAGGAUUUCAGGAGACUCAUGAACUUGAGCGAACAAGUCUGAUAAAUGCAUAGCACUGUGUACGUGGAAACACACACACACACUCCCUACGUCUGAGCUGCGUGUGUGUUCAACAGUGUCAGACCAACACUGCCUCCCCCCCGAGUGUCCACAGUGAAUGUAUUUUUUGGGAGUUUUAUUACAGUGUUGACAAUGACGAUGAUUAUUCUUGUUGUAUUGAUGUUGAGGGUCUGUGUGAGUGAGCGAGAGCCACAUGUGUAGCUGUCCUCGAGCCCGGAAAACUAGUUUCAAAUACUUCUAUUCAACCUCUGUGGCACUUAACCUCGAACUGCCUGCAGUUGGAUAAAUCAAGUGCUCCUUUAAAAUAUUUAAAAGACAUUUACUCUUGACACAAAGUUCCCAGUGUGGAGCAAACUCCCUUCUUCUUUUUUACAAACAAAAAGCACUCUAUAGGUUAGAGUGUCAUCACACUCGAUAGAUAUUCCUCCUCUUACACAUUAUUAUAUAUUGAAGUGCACAUCGCUUUCAGUGCACUUUGGAAACAAUGUGUAUUUUUUUCUAUACACAGAUUUCGUUUUUGUAGAAAAAUGAAAAAGUAAAAAGGGGAAAAACUUGGUUAAAGUCAGUCGGGAAGCUUUUUUUUUUCUAGAAUCUAACGAGCGCCGCUUCCACUCCUUCAAACCUUCGCUGAAGAAAUGACAGAACCACAGCAACGAUUUAGGAUUUCAGUUUCCAUCAGAACCAAAGCUGUGGGAACUCCUGGCUGUUUGUGGUGCUGUCGGUGUGUGUGUGUGUGUGUGUGUGUGUGUGUGUAUGUGAGAUGUGUGAACGUUUAUCAGCAAGUUCUCGCUGAUCUCAGUGUGGUACAGUAUUCACCUUAGAGCAUGUGCGAAUUUGUGUUUUUUUACAAAAUCAACUUCAGGUCAUUUCUGCAAUAACACGUGAGAAUGGAUUUAAUGACACGUGAUACAAAGUCAUCUUUCCUCACAAUUUACUUCAAAGUCACACAAUGUUUUUUUUGCUACUAAAUGAAUGCAUUUUUUUUUUUAAAUAUACAUUUUCACAGUUUUUAAUUAUUAUACAUGUAUAUACAUGUGUAUAUGUGUUCAUUUAGUAGCACAAAAUUUGCAUUGUGACUUCAAACUAAGAACUUCCACUUCCUAAAAUGAGACUCAGCGAGGUGAUUCUAUUUUGACACAAAGAAAAAACAAAGGUGUGAAAUCGACAUAAACUUGAAAGGCUUCACUCCAAAGAGCGCGGGGGGGCACAGACCUUUAAGAGCCAAAGUGCUGGAAACUUUUAACAUGUUUAAAACUUUCUAGUUUUGUAGAGGUUUGAUAAUCUUUAAGGGUUUUUUAAAAGUGGGCGAGGCUGAAAUCACACACGUGCCUUUAGUGAAUGUUAAGAUUUAUUUUCAUACAGCAACAGGAAAAAAAUUCUGGGAUUAGUAAUAGUUGUGAUAUUGUCCAACUCUACUUUUUACACUCACAGCAUUAAUUCUUCUUUGUGUCUGUCUGUUUUCUGUCACCUCAGCAGCCGGUAGAGAAUCCCCAGGGAGGGACUGUGGAAAUAAUGUGUUUUGAACAGCACUUCUGUGUUUUUCAUCAGAGGCUUAAUGAGGAAGGUUUGGUUUCAGUCUGCGUUGUGAACGUGUCCAGAUGUGACGUGUGACACACAGAUGAUCACAUGUGUCAGCCUUUGUUCUCUUGUUUCUUGAAGUAGAUUUUAUGACCAAUCCAUCACUUCCAGUAACUCGCUUUAAAGGUUUAAACCACCAGUUUUAAGCUGCACUGAUUAGAAUAGAUAAACAGCACAUCACUCAACUCGGGUGAGAACUUUAUUGUCACAAGCUGAUUAAUAUUAGAAUUUUAUUAUCAAGGCUUUUCUACAGGGAAGAAAAAACACAAAACAUAUUUUUAAAGUCAUCUGGUUUCCAGUUAGUUUGUUAAAGGAGACAAGUUUUCAGUUUCUCUUUCCUCUUGUCUAUUAUUUAGUUUUUUUUUGUGGAUGUUAAAGAUCUGCAGGGUGCAGCUAGCGCCUCCACUUUCUGUCUGAGCCCCACCGGAGUGGCAGUGUAAAAAUGGAAUUAAAAAGCUCAGUGAAGGAGACCAAAACCGAUCCGAACCCAGAUGUGAAUGAAAAGAUCCGUGUGAAGCGUCGUUGUGUCAGUGCUGCUCCACCUUUAGAAGCCUUUUGAUAUUUCUCCUAAAACAGAAACCAGAAUCUUAAAGAACCAGAAAUCACAUGUUAAUACAGUAAAUCUGAUUUUCCCAAAGAUGAAAUGUCCUUUCAGUAACUGAACCUUCUUUCGGAAACAUUGUGCUACGACGCAUGUGUUUGUUUCUAACGUUGCUUUAACACUAACUUAAGCAGCUGAUUUUAAAUGUGCCCUCAGUGAACCUGUGUGGUUUAAACCACUGUCUGUCACUCUGCUUUCUCUCUAGUCACCUGUUAUGUUAAGAGAAAUGCAUGAACGUGAUGUGAUUACUUCUCGUUACUCAAUAACUCAGCUUUUUUCUACCAAAGGAACAUUUGUACAAUGGUUGUGUUGUUCUCUUCAACGUGUCAUCGUGCUCACGACCGACAUCUGUCAAGUGUUAAUAAGGGGAACAAAAACAAAGACUUUUUUUUGGCAAAAGUACGGUUGGUCUUCCUGCAUUUAGACGCCCGAGUCGAGCCGAGAAAGUAACAGUAUUAAGUUUGAAUUAUUUUAUUUCUAAGGAGAAGGACUGUGCCUUUGCCAGAAAGCAGCUGUUGCUUUUCCCCCUUUUUGUUGUGUGGGAGCUCAGGGUGUGACGCGGAGCAGAACUCGUGUAUAGUGCAAUAUCUUGAGAGAUGCCCGGUGCUUCACGUCGUGUUUCAGGUUUGCAGAGAGCGAGCGGAGGCUUCGACGUGGAUGAACUGCGUGAGAAACGUUUGUAAAAAAGCUCUUAGACGGAAAGAAAACAGUGAAUCAAAGAUCCCAGACAACACGCUGCAUCACAUGUUCCUCCUGCUUCCAGUUUAGUUUCAUGGUUCAGAAUCAAGUUAAAGCUCGAGAUGAUUCCUCGUGUUCUUCAGGUGUCGUUCAUCCUCAACAUCCCCCCCCACCCGCACCGCACCACCAUUUCAAAAUGUCCAGUUGGUGAAUGUGUCCUCAAUACUGUUCAUUGUUUAACUUAGCACUGUAAACAUUCCAGUCCGACCCGACGAACCCCCUCAACAGCCAAUGAAAACCACAACAGCUUUUAAAACCUGUUCAUUGUGUUUGCAUCCCUUUCAGUUAUAAGCAUCUAAAUUAUAUUAAAAUAUAUAUAUCAACUGUAUAUUUGACUUUUUGUAAAAUAAACCUAACCAAAAAAAAAAAA
Hippoglossus stenolepis (Pacific halibut) is the source of this 6249-nucleotide messenger RNA. RefSeq names its product SH2B adaptor protein 3 (gene sh2b3). Gene Ontology annotation, molecular function: transmembrane receptor protein tyrosine kinase adaptor activity. Bases 530 to 2764 code for a protein of 744 amino acids. NCBI's taxonomy places the organism in Eukaryota, Metazoa, Chordata, Actinopteri, Pleuronectiformes, Pleuronectidae. The record is from RefSeq and is a predicted model, not a curated record. The transcript is spliced from 8 exons. Gene Ontology annotation, biological process: intracellular signal transduction. Gene Ontology annotation, cellular component: plasma membrane.